CGGAAAUAGGACAACGAGGUUUUACAAAUUUGGAGAAAGGGGAAGCAUCGCCAGCCGUCAAGAAAUAGGAUGACGUACAUGCCGGGCCGACAAAGGCUCUCUCCGAAGGGACUCCGAAUUUAAGAAGCGGGAAGGAGGCGGGGAAUCGGUUCUGCUUGUGAUCCAUGAUCUCAGGAAGAAGCCACAAUCGGUAUCGGCCUUAACAAUAUGCCCGGCAUCCAUUGAGACGUAGAAGGUUCUAACUAAAACUGGAUUUGUUUCAUACGUCACACCUCUUAAUAGAAUUUCGAAAACAGCGCCUCGAUACAUUCCUAGCUCCAAUCUCUACACCUUCACACAACUUAACAUCCAUUUACCGACCGCGAAUCGGUACCGAAGUAACCGUCCCGACCUCCCCGAUCUCCGCAAAAUGAUUCGCAAGCUCUCCAAACAACCCACCCUCCCGCUGAACGACCCAACGACUCUCCCUCCCAUCCUCAGCGACGGCCUCCCGCUGCCGCGCGCCGUCGUCUUCGACCUCGACUACACGCUGUGGCCGUUCUGGGUCGACACGCACGUGUACCCGCCGCUGCGGGCGGCGAACCCGGAGCGCGCGGCCGCCGUCGACAAGGUCGGCGAGACCUUCGCCUUCUACGCCCAGGUGCCCGCCAUCCUGCACGGGCUCGCGCUCGCAGGCGUCAAGCUCGGGGUCGCGAGCCGGACGCACGCACCCGAUCUCGGACGGGAGAUGCUUAAGCUACUACAAAUACCGCCUGCUAGUUCGUUGUUGGAAGAGGCGAGUGUGGAUGCUGUGAUAAAAGCUGCGGCGGCGGGCGGGAGUGGGGGCAGUGGUGCGGGGAAGAGGGAGAAGGUUCGCAAGGCGAUUGAUUUCUUUGAUGCUGGGCUUGAGAUCUAUCCUAGUAGCAAGAUUCAGCAUUUUAAGGCGCUGGGGAAGAGGACUAGGAUACCGCAUUCUGAGAUGUUGUUUUUUGAUGAUGAGAGUCGGAAUCGGGAUACGGAGUCCCUUGGCUUGACGAUGUGGUUGGUGAGAGAUGGGGUUACAUGGGAUGAGGUCGUAGAGGGGAUCAAAGAGUGGAGAAGACGAAAGGAAGUUUGAGUUACGGUAUCUUUGCAAGACUGCUGAGUCCUACAGUUAUGUGGCGUUUUGAUGGCCCAUAGAACGUCGGUUACAGAGAAUACGGCAUAUACUAGAUUACGAGAACACACAUUAGGUAUGGUUACGAUAGAGCAUAGACAGUCUAGAGGGCGUUGGGAGUUCAGGUUAUUAUAUUCACUCCGUACUAAUGUCAGAAAG
Annulohypoxylon maeteangense is the source of this 1294-nucleotide messenger RNA. Its product is annotated as magnesium-dependent phosphatase-1. NCBI's taxonomy places the organism in Eukaryota, Fungi, Ascomycota, Sordariomycetes, Xylariales, Hypoxylaceae. Gene Ontology annotation, molecular function: acid phosphatase activity. The record is from RefSeq and is a predicted model, not a curated record. The coding region runs from base 410 to 1096 and encodes 228 amino acids. The transcript has a single exon.